GUGGGCUCCCAGGGUUUGGCUGAAGAAGAACCUUGGCAGCUGCCCCAUUCCUUCCUUCCUGCCCUCCAGUGAGGAGGGUCCUGAGCCCCUUCCCUGUCGCGAUGCUGCCAGGGGUCGUGGCAAGUGGAACGCAAGUGUCUUAUAUUGGUCAAGAUUGCAGGAAAAUCCCAGAAUGCCUUGGGAGAAAAUAUGGAUGCAUUGCGAAAAGGCUGGAUCUCAGCUUCAAUUUACUACGGUCACUGGAAGGACUGGAGACGUUUAGCGGCUUGGAAGAACUCAUCUUGGACAACAAUCUCCUCGAGAAUGACCUCCAGUUACCCAGGUUACCACACCUCCAUACCCUGAUGCUCAACAAGAACCAAAUAACAGAACUGGAGAGCCUACUGGAUCAUUUAGCUGAAGUAGCCCCUGCUUUGGAGUACCUGAGUUUGCUGGGAAAUACAGCAUGCCCAAAUGAGCUGGUCUGCAAAGAUAAAGAUGAGGGAGACUACCAAAGGUACAGGUAUUUUGUUCUGCACAAAUUAGCCAACCUGAAAUUCCUGGAUUCUCGGAAAGUAAGCAGAAGUGAACGUGAGGAAGCCAUUUUGAGGGGUGCCUUUAUGAAGGUAGUGAAGCCCAUGGAUACUAAGGCUUCAGCUGAUUCUGCCUCCAUUUCUCCUCAGUUGAACUAUACGCCAUUGCCAUCUGGAUCAAGGGACCUCACCAACCACAGAGGUGUUUUAGGGAAAUGCCGGUAUGUCUACUAUGGGAAGCAUUCCGAAGGCAACCGAUUUAUACGUGAUGACCAGCUCUGAGGGAAACAGUGUCUCUGCAAAACAUCCAUGUAGGGACAUUCAACACACACAGAGAGACACACACACUGCCUCCACAUCUUUUCAAGGAAAAGCAAAAAAAAAAAAAAAAAAAAGGAUGUGCAAACCAAAGUCCUCCAGUACCUUCUGCUGACUUUGCCCGACCUGUCAAAAUCAUCCUUCUGCUUUAGCUUGAGUAGUCACAUAGAGAUUGACAUGAUUGCCUCUAAGCAGGUCCCAUCCACCAGUGUGACAGACAGCUGCAGCCAAGCACCAGGCCUGACAGGGAGAACACCAUGAUGGAUUGCCUGGCCCAACUGCUGCUUGCAGAAGAGCAAAGGUCACACCUGGGGCCUCACUGAGCAUGCUCAGCUGCUUUUAAGCUAAGCCACCCUCUUUAUCUGGAGCUUGGCUGUUGAGUGAGAAAGCUCUAUCUUUAUCACAUGUACAAAAACAAAAAUGGCUAUAGUCUGAGAAUCUGAAAAAGCACCAGCUCCUUAUCUGUCUCUAUUUUUCUCAGGUUUUAAAUGCUUAAUGUGCAGACGGAAAGCGGAUGUAUUGCAUGUAGAACAAGAUGGUCUCUUUGCUUCUUUGUUGAAAAAAUAAUAAUAAAGGCUUCAGAAAUGUUGUUUAACUGUAGAUGCUGGGGGAAGGUGUUACUUGAUAAAAUUCAGGGGUUUCUAGCUUCUCAGUUAUUCGUUACUAGUUUCUUAGCAAGGAUGGAAUUUAGUAGUAGUAGUAGUGGUAGUAGCAGCAGCUGAUAGCAUUGUUGUUGUUGGGUGUUUUUCUUUUUGGCAGAGAUUAGGUUUAGAAGCAAUUGCAGAACAUGGACUGAAGACAGGAGCUACAAGAGAGUUGUUGAGAUAAAUUAGUUUUUGGAAAGAGUUUAAUUGCUCUCCUUAUCAGGGAACACAUUCACUUUUUUGUACGUUCUUAAGAGGCAUUUAUUAUUAGCUAUUCAUCAGUAUCCAAAUGAAGCAUGCCAUCAUCUGUUUUGCUUUUUAAAAGGG
Molecule: messenger RNA, 1801 nt
Organism: Sceloporus undulatus (fence lizard)
Lineage: Eukaryota; Metazoa; Chordata; Lepidosauria; Squamata; Phrynosomatidae
Gene: LRMDA
Product: leucine rich melanocyte differentiation associated
Exons: 7
Coding region: 102-794 (230 amino acids)
Biological process (GO): melanocyte differentiation
Molecular function (GO): protein binding
Source: RefSeq, a predicted model, not a curated record